GCUAAGCACACGUAACUUCUUGAAACACUUUUGGAUCAGACUUUUAUCUGCAAGACCCAAUUGGGUGCGUGCGAAGAAGUUGGAUCUUCGAGUGAGUAAAAUUCCUUCUGAUUUUGCCAUCAUGAUUUCGUUGGAUGCAAUUAGAAGGCUAGACGACCUAAACUAUGAGAGCUGGAUUCGGUGGAAAAAUGACGUAGAAUUUGCUCUUUGUUUUGCGGAUUUGGACUUGGCUCUUCGUAAAGAGGAACCAGUUGAGCCUCCUCGAGAUAGCUCGGAUGAAAAAGGGGGAGCUCCUUAUGAAGAAUGGGUGAGAAGUCAUGAAAAAUGGGAGAGAAGUAAUCGCUUAAGCUUGCUGAUGAUGAAACUGACAGUCUCAGAUGGCAUCUCUUUUCUUGUUCCUGAGCAUAAAUCUGGAAAAGCCAAACUGUUUUUAGAUUUCCUGGAAGACUUUUUUAUGAGUAUCGAGAAGGGCACGGCCACUUCAACUUUAAGAAACAUGAUGAAUAUGAGAUAUGAUGGCCAGGGUAAUGUGCGCGAGCACAUUUCAAAAAUGUCAUGGCUUGCUGCGAGGUUGAAAGAUGUGGGUGUUAUCUUUCCUGAAUUUCUCUUGGUCCAAGUAGCACUAGAUUCUCUCCCUUCAAAAUUUGACCCAAUCAAAACUGCAUAUAUUGUGGAAAAGGACAAAUGGAAUAUUUUUGAGCUUGAAUCUAGAUGUGCUGAUGCAGAGUUAUGGCUUUCGGAUUACGAUCUGGCUAGUUCAGAGGUUGGCAAGAGUGAUGAUGAUGAUGCUGGCAGUGACCAGCCAAGAUCGAUGAAAAAGAGAAAAAGGGAUAUCCAGUGCUUUUCUUGUGGAAAGAAAGGACACAUGAAGAAGGAUUGCUGGCAGGUUUGAAGUAAGCAGAAAGUGUUGUUGGAGGAUCAGAUUAGCUUGACUUUUGAAGUUUUGCUUCCUAGUAAUAAGAAUGCAUAGUGAUUUUAUUUUUGAGGUGCAUAGUCUGUUUUUACUUAUUUAUAUGAAUGUUUUCGUUUUCAUUUUCGCUGUUUUGUUGUUGAAAGGUUUUGGUAUUUUGAGAGAUCAGGAGCAGGGAAGUUCAUUACCUACCUUUCUAUAUAGGCAACAAACCAAUCAAAGUCUAUGUAUUUCGCUCUGGAUGAAAUUGUAGCUCCCUGUUCACUUCUACUCCCCCUCUACUUUAUGUUGAAUCUUUGUUUAUGGUGUUGAAAGAUGCGAAGUUUCAAACC
Messenger RNA from Tripterygium wilfordii, 1242 nucleotides. RefSeq lists its product as uncharacterized. The transcript has 2 exons. Bases 122 to 892 code for a protein of 256 amino acids. NCBI's taxonomy places the organism in Eukaryota, Viridiplantae, Streptophyta, Magnoliopsida, Celastrales, Celastraceae. Gene Ontology annotation, molecular function: zinc ion binding; nucleic acid binding. The record is from RefSeq and is a predicted model, not a curated record.